AGUGCUCGGUAUCAUUAUCGCGGAUGAGCUUGCGCUUGUGAAAAACUUAAAAAUUUACCAUUUCAAUCAUUUUCAGAGUUUGAAAAACAAUAUCAAGCUGGUCACACACUCUCUCUCUCCGUCUUUUCAUCAGUAAUACUCACACAAUUAUUAGAGGUCUAUCUGUUAUUUCAGACGGUCUGAGCUGAGUCGGCUUGCAUUUCAACAGCAACCCGCCAUGUGCUUGUGAUUCCGUGACGUCAUGGUUGGGCAUGAAUAUUCAUAAACUUUUAAAAAUGGCGAAGCACGUGUGCCUUCAAGUUUUUGCUGGCUGCUAUGAAAGGACCACUUUCGGAUACGAUUUGUUGGAAAAUGAAGCGGAGGAUGGUUCCCCGGAAUUUGCCUUCAAAGCGAGCUUCACAAACAAUGCCCAUACUGGAUGCAUCAAGGCACUUGCAGCAAGCAGCCGUCACCUAGCCUCGGGGAGCACAGAUGAAAUCAUCAAUCUUUAUGAUCUAGAGGAGAAUGUGGAACUAGGAUCUCUUCUACAACACAAUGGCUCUGUGGCAUCGCUCAGUUUUCAUGAAGACAGUCACAUGAUUAGCAGUGGAGAAGACGGCGUAAUUUGCAUAUGGGGCACUAAAACGUGGGAAUGUAUGAAGAUUCUCAAAGGCCACAAGGAUGCCAUAAAUUCAGUAGCCGUCCAUCCUUCUGGCAAGCUUGCCCUCUCGGUCAGCAAAGACAAGACGUUACGAACAUGGAACUUACUGAAAGGCAGGGCAGCUUAUACCACCAAUAUCAAGAAAGUGUCGGACAUUGUGCUAUGGUCCCCCGAUGGCCAGUUAUAUGCGGUCAUCACCAACGAUCUUGUCGAGAUUUAUGACAUCACUACUGCUUCGAUUUGCUGCUCGUGCAAAAGCAAUGUCAAGAUAUUAUCAGCAUGUUUUCUUACAGACCGAGUUCUGGUCACUGCAGGCGAAGGGGAAAUGAUAUCACUUCUCAAAGUGAAUGAAAAGAAAACCAAGUUGUCUCAGCUGACAGAGUUCAAAGCUCACAAAAAGAGAAUAAAGUCUUUGAAAUGUGUGAAUGCUAAAGGGAGUCAAUCAAACCAGACUGAGAAGUGGCUUCUGUCAGCAUCCAGUGAUGGUUUUCUCAAAAUAUGGUGUAUAGAUACUGAAAAGAUCACAGAUUAUCCAGUCUUACUCUCAGAGGUAAAUACCAAGGCUCGACUGACAUGCUUAGCAAUAAGAAAGGCGCCCUCUGCAGUUGAUGGAGAGAAAGACGCGACGCAGGAAGCAACAAAACGCUCCACAGAAAGCAAAUCUGAUGACUCUGUGGUCAAGAAGAAGAAAAAGAAGAGUAAACCUUGAUAAACCAUGCUUUUCCUGGAUCCCCAUACGUAGAAAUAUCUCUUAUUUACAAUAUCAGAUAACCUAUCGGAGCUAAAGUCACUAAUAUUGUGUCCAUCAUACACAUUUGUGUGGUUAGUUGGACAAUGAAACAUGCCGACAAUGAUUUGUGUCCAGAUAUACUUGUAUGGUCUACUCAAAUGGUGAUAGGUCCAACAAUUUUCAGAUUCCAGCAUCUUAAAAGGGAAGUUCACCCUGAAGAAAACUUUGUUGUAAAAAUAGCAGAAAAAAUAAUACAAAGUAUUGGUGUUUGAGGAAAAUCCCAUUAAAGAUUAAGAAAGUUAUUAGAAUUGUCAGGUUUGGAUUUUUGACGUCAUAAUCGAGCAGCUGCCCCAUAUGUUAUGUAAUAUAAUAUGCAUAAAUCUCAAAUUUUAAAUGGUUCAUAAUUAGUUAUGUUUGUUUUCUUUUUAGGAAAGGGUGUGAAAUGAUUUGUCUAGUGAUAUACUGAGGGUAGAGUAAUUACUCUCACUCCUGGAGAGGGGGGGGGGGGGGGGGUCACAAAGGUUCAAGUGCAUCUUAUACUUAGAGUCACACUUAAAUUCUCAGUUAUGUGUGCUUUAUUUAGCAUAUCACUACAUUAGUCAACUCCUGCUUAGAGGAAGCACUAUUCUGCAUUAUAAAUCAAUCGGGGCCCCGUCUUACAGAGUUACGAUUGAUCGGAUCGCGCAACUAUGGACGGCCAGAUCUAUUAUGCAUGUUUGUUCAAAAUAUUGAUGUAUAUUCAUGCAUUCAUUGUUUUCUUGAAAAUUCACUGCGCUUCUCUUUGCAUACAAAGGACAUUGUGCACAUUUCCUGUAGAAAAAAUUAUGACACUGAUGGAUUUCCAUAGUUACGAUUGAUUGGAUCAAUCGUAACUCUUUGUAAGACGGGGCCCAGAUUACGUGUUUAAUAUCAUGUGCGUGUUAGAAUUUAAGCAGGACUCUUUGUGAAACACCCCGGAUGAUGAACAUUUGCACUGCUCUGAACAAAAAGCAUUCUCAUCUCAUCAUCUCUUCAAGCUGUCAUACAUUACUUCUUGUAUCUCUAUUAUUCCACUUUGUUCUCAUACAAAAACUUGAUUCACCAACACUUCUCAAGAUGGUAAAUUGCGAUUAGGUCCAAGCCCACUUAGGGGGUGUUGCAAGAAAAUAUUUGCGAUCAAUCGCAAAUAUUCUGUUGCAAUUUUACAACUGAUAGAUCAACGUUAGCUGUAGCAAAUCAGAUUAAACGUCUUGUUUCAAGGAGCAAAUUAGCAAUCAAUCACUAAUGGGCAAUUAACUGCAAGACAUAUGAUUGAUUUAGGGACCAAAAAUAGACUUGCAAUUGAUCGCAAGCUUCUUGCAACACCCCAUUAGUCCACUUUUCACCUGCCCUCAUCCCAUGUGGUCCAAUCCUAGAUUGCCUACAACUAUAUUGUAACCGUUAAGACGAACUGGGUUCCUUAACACAAAGAUUAGCGAUCAAUCGCUAAAUGAACUGACUAAUCAAGAUCAAUGUUACAUGCGCAUUUGGCGCAAAAUACUGACCAGGAACCAAUCAGAAGUUUUCUUUCAUAUUAGCUUUUCAUCGCUAAUCUUUAUGUUACGGGGCUCAGGUUGUAAAUGUACUAGGAUUAGACCAUGUGGGACGAGACUAAAUGGGACAAACACCACUUGGCCUAUAUUGUAUGGUGAAUGGCCAAAAUGGCUAUAUGACAAAAUGUGUAGUAGGCAAACAGCUUGUAGAUGAGCUAGGACUAGACCAUAUGGAAUGAGACUUAUGAGGUGUUGCGAGAAACUUUCGAUCAAUUGCAAGACAAAGUCUAUUUUCAGUUUCUAAAUCAAUUAUAAGUCUUGAAAGUAAUUGCAAAUUUGGGAUUGAUUGCUAAUCUGCUUCAUGAAGCAAGGAGUGUACUCUGAUUUGCUAGUUGAAAUUGAACUAUCAAUUGUAAAAUUGCAACAGAAUAUUAGCAAUUGAUUGCAAAUAUUUUCUUGCAACACCCCCUAAGCGUGAAGUAGCCAAAGAAGGGGUAGACCAAGUGGCAAUUAACAAAGGUUUAUUUUCAUUUUCAUCUAAUAACCAGUUGGUCCAAUAGCCAUUUAGUCCAUAUAGCAUUUGGUCUAAUUGAAUAAGUGUUAAUUGGGCAAAGUGAAUGAAAAGAAAAUGGUUAUUAGAACAACUGGGUAUGAGACGACAUGGUCAGACGAUGUGGUGAUUAGACAAAGUGAUGAUUGGACCAAAUGGUUAGACGAAGUGAUGAUUGGACCAAAUAGUUGUUAGACGAAAUGUUGGACGGAAUGGCAUUAGACUAAAUGAAGGUAGACCAUGUGGUGAGUGGUAGUAGAUGAAUUGGCAAUUUACCAUUCAAGAAUGCAUGGGCGUUGUUGCAAGUGCCUGUAAUGACUAAUCCAAGCUAGUUACAGAUUGACGCAAAGGUUUGAGGUUCAAGCCCUGGUCAAGUCUUUCGGAUGGUGACGUUAAACGUAGGUCCCAGACAGAAAUAAUCAUAUUUGAUUGAUACACGUCUGACAAAACUCAAAUACACACACACGCAUGUCACAGCUGGAUAUAUUCACAAGAGAAAUUAUUUGAUUUAUAAUCUGUAAAGUUUUAUUUACAGUUUGAAACUAUAGAGCGUACAGAUGCAUCAUUGAUCAUAUGUAUAACUUAUUUCACUGGAUAAAUAUAAAACAUACAUUCAUCAUGUUUUUAAAAACAUGAGAUGGAUUUAAACAUUUUGUAGCCCAACACUAACACUACUUUUAAUCAAGAAAAUCAUUAAAAUUGUGGAUAUGCAAAUCAAGAUAAUUUCUGAAAAAUUAAAUACACUUGUCACCUAAUUUUUAUCUCGGAAGUCCAUUUUACAGUACUGGGUUAACCUGAAAUUUGUUUAUAUGGUAAUCAAAGGGCAGAUAUAUUCAGAUUUUGCUUAUUUUGUGUAAUAUGAUGUAUCGAAACAAACAUUCGAUGUGGUUUUUAUAACUUAUUUGUUUUAACAAAUGCAAUGAAAAUGAUUUUGUUAAAACAAUUCUAAUUUUUAGAAAAAACUGUUUACAUUAUGUGUAUUACACAUUCAAACUUAUCUUUAAUGAAAGGAUAUUGCCCAGGAAUGAAAAAAAAAUUAUCUGUACAUGUACCUGUGUUCUUUUAUAAUUUUUCCAAAAUAAAUGAUGCCGCCAUGUACCUGCAUUAUGCAAGC
Lytechinus pictus (painted urchin) is the source of this 4545-nucleotide messenger RNA. RefSeq names its product p21-activated protein kinase-interacting protein 1-like. The transcript has 9 exons. The record is from RefSeq and is a predicted model, not a curated record. Lineage: Eukaryota; Metazoa; Echinodermata; Echinoidea; Temnopleuroida; Toxopneustidae. Bases 252 to 1349 code for a protein of 365 amino acids. Gene Ontology annotation, molecular function: protein binding.